Molecule: messenger RNA, 2969 nt
Organism: Saccoglossus kowalevskii
Lineage: Eukaryota; Metazoa; Hemichordata; Enteropneusta; Harrimaniidae
Product: anoctamin-4-like
Biological process (GO): chloride transmembrane transport
Cellular component (GO): plasma membrane
Molecular function (GO): protein dimerization activity; chloride channel activity
Source: RefSeq, a predicted model, not a curated record
CAAACUCGUCAAAAGGAUUGCUAAGGUCGGAGAGUGAUUCCGCUGAUCGUCCAGUGUCCUAUGCUGGUUUCGGUGGGUUUAGUGACGAGGACAUUGCGAAAAUGGCAGGAUAUAGCGACUAUCACAUGCAAGACAUGUCAGGGGGAGGGGUGCAUCCACCGCCUGUCGGCUUGGAAGCUUUUGGACCGCAGCCUUAUGUACAGCCAGCUUAUGGACAACCAGCAUAUGGACAGCCAGCUCCUCCACCAAGUCAAAAUCUUUAUCCCAAUGUAGCAGAUUCACAGAGUCCAGACAACGUUAAAAUUGGUCUGGAGGCACCAAAUGAGGAAGUCUCCAAUGAACUCGGAAACAAAGAUGGAGGUAAUUCAGAUGAAAUAAAAGGGCAGACUGAAGAAGAACCCAAGACAAGAGAUGUUGACACAUUAAAGACAUUAUAUUUUCGUGAUGGUGUCCGAAGGAUAGAUUAUGUAUUGGUGUAUGAAUAUGGUAAAAAGGAGAAAAAUGCAGACGAAGGUGAUGGAGAGAGUAAAAAGAAGGCAAAAAGAAAAGAAUUUGAAGCAAAUCUGAGAGAUGAACAUGGAUUAGAACUAGAGUAUGAAGAUGAGAGGAUGAGUGCCGAUGGUAAAACAUGUUUCAUUAAAGUUCAUGCUCCAUGGCAAAAGUUAACAGAAGUUGCUGAAGGCAUGAAAGUUAAGAUGCCUAUACAGGAGAAUGACAUUGAAAACAAUGACAUGGAGGAAUGCUGUAGACGUAUCCCUAACCCGUUUGAGUUGAGCAAUGAGUUCAUUCCUGAAGAGAAAGACGUUUUUACAUGUGUGUUUGUUCAGUCCAGACAAACUGAAUACAUUGGACAUGAAGAUCAUGAUAAGUUUUUUACACCAGCUGAAAGAAGUAGAAUUGUUUAUGAAAUACUGGAAAGGUGUAAAUAUGAUGCAGAAAACAGUAAAUUUGGCAUUGAGCAUAUGGUUGGUAAUGGUUCGUAUACAGCAGCGUUUCCGUUACAUGAAGGAAACUACACAAGUGAACAUUCCAUGCUAACACAUGGUGCAGAAAAUGAUAGAAGAUUACUCUAUGAGGAAUGGGCUAGACCUGGAAGAUGGUAUAAAUAUCAACCACUGGAUCUUGUUAGGAAAUAUUUUGGAGAAAAGAUUGGUAUAUAUUUUGCAUGGCUGGGUUAUUAUACGUGUGCACUGUUUCCAGCUGCUAUCAUUGGCCUACUUUGUUUCAUCUAUGGCUGCAUCGCCAUGUCAACCAACCCUGUACAAUUGGAAACCUGUGACAAAAAUGGCAUGGGUAACACAACCAUGUGUCCAUUAUGUAAUGAGAAGUGUGACUACUGGUUACUUUAUGAAAGCUGUCUCUAUACCCAGAUAGUUUUGCUCUUCGAUAAUUAUGCUUCAGUUUUCUUCGCUUUAGUGUCUUCGUUGUGGGCAACUUUAUUCAUGGAGUUCUGGAAAAGAAAACAGUUUGGAAUUCAGUAUGACUGGGAUCUGUUUGGUUUUGAAGACCAUGAGGAAAACACUCGUCCAGAAUUUGAAGCAAAAGCACCUGAUACAAGGAUCAAUCCUGUAACUAAGGAAGAAGAGCCCUAUGUCUCAUUUAGGGCAAGAUUUCCACGCUUUUGUGCAACUGCACUGGUUAUUUUAUUUAUGCUAUGUCUUGUAUUGGCAUGUGUAUUAGGUGUGAUUGUAUACCGUAUUGCCGUAUCAUCUGCCAUUGCAGCCACUGCCAGUGGAUUUGUCAGCUCUUAUUCUUCAAUCAUUACCACCUGUACUGCCUCAGUCAUCAACUUAGUACUUAUUAUGAUUCUUAAUAAGAUUUAUGAAAAGAUUGCUGUUUGGUUGACAGAUAUGGAAAUGCAUCGAACUGAAACUGAGUGGGAAGACAGUUUUACUUUCAAGAUGUAUCUCUUCAGUUUUGUUAACUACUAUAGCUCUAUCUUUUACAUUGCAUUUUUCAAAGGACAAUUGACAGGUUACCCUGGAGAGUAUGACACUAUUUUUGGAUUUAGAGUUGAAGAGUGUGAUCCAGGUGGUUGCUUACCUGAACUCUGUCUUCAGUUAGCUAUUAUUAUGGUUGGUAAACAAGCCUACAAUAAUUGUCAGGAACUUCUGGUUCCUAAAUUCAUGAAUUGGUGUAGCGCUCGCAGUGCCAAGAAGAAGGAAAAGGAAGAGGGUGAUGUGUAUUCAAGAUGGGAACAAGAUUAUGACCUUAGACUUCCUAACAAACAUGGUUUGUUUGAUGAGUAUUUAGAAAUGGUACUACAGUUUGGAUUUGUCACGCUGUUUGUUGCUGCAUUCUCAUUGGCUCCUUUGUUUGCUUUGAUAAAUAACAUUAUUGAAAUCCGAUUAGACGCUUACAAAUUCACAACUCAGUUCAGACGACCAAGAGCAGCCAGAGCUCAAGAUAUUGGUAUAUGGUAUGGUAUCUUGGAUGGUGUUGGUAAAUUGUCGGUGGUUACAAAUGCCUUUGUGAUUGCCAUAACAUCGGAAUUCGUUCCAAGAUUAGUGUACAUAUUUAGAUACUCAAUGGAUGGUUCAUUGACAGGAUAUGUCAACAAUUCUUUGUCUUAUUUUGACACAAAUGAUUUCGAAGAAGGAACUGCACCAGAAGACACAAGUUGUCCAUGGACAGAUGUAGGAGAUUGUCCUAUCUGCAGAUAUAAAGAUUAUCGGCAACCACCAUGGGGUAUGGAGCCAUAUGCACGUACUUUACAACAUUGGCAUGUCUUAGCUGCAAGGCUGGCUUUUGUUGUCGUCUUUGAGCAUGUUGUGUUUUUCUUGAAGUGGUUCAUUGAUUACCUCAUCCCUGACGUCCCCACAAAAGUGAAAGAUGAAAUAAAACGUGAGAACUACCUAGCAAAAGAAGCAUUUUACCGAGCCCAGCUAAAUCAAAGCAAAAUAAAAGAAUUAAAAGAUGGUGGUGGUAAUGGCAAUGCUGCUACAGUCUCUGUGUAAACAUGGGAAAGC